Molecule: messenger RNA, 1707 nt
Organism: Lagopus muta (rock ptarmigan)
Lineage: Eukaryota; Metazoa; Chordata; Aves; Galliformes; Phasianidae
Product: copine-5-like
Exons: 21
Coding region: 361-1707 (448 amino acids)
Biological process (GO): cellular response to calcium ion
Cellular component (GO): plasma membrane
Molecular function (GO): calcium-dependent phospholipid binding
Source: RefSeq, a predicted model, not a curated record
AGCGCUGGGCGACGCUGGGUCGGCACGAAGAGCUCCGGGCGAGGCUGGAGGCAGCUCCUGGACAAGGACACCUUCUCCAAAUCUGACCCACUGUGCGUCCUCUACACCCAGGGACCGGACACCAAGCAGUGGCGGGAGUUUGGCCGCACGGAGGUCAUCGACAACUCCUUGAACCCCGACUUCGUGCGCAAGUUUGUGCUCGAUUAUUUCUUCGAGGAGAAGCAGAAUCUGCGCUUCGACCUGUACGAUGUGGACUCCAAAAGUCCCGACCUCUCCAAGCACGACUUCCUGGGCCAGGCCUUCUGCACACUGGGUGAAAUCGUGGGCUCAUCCGGCAGCCGCCUGGAGAAGCCACUGACGAUGGGGACGGUCACCGCACAGCCCCGCAGCAGGAAGCCGGCACCAGCCAUGUCCAAUGGGGGCAUCCCAGGCAAGAAGUGCGGCACCAUCAUCCUGUUGGCUGAGGAGCUGGGAAACUGCAGGGACGUGGCCACGCUGCAGUUCUGUGCCAACAAACUGGACAAGAAGGAUUUCUUCGGCAAAUCCGACCCCUUCAUGGUGUUCUACCGCAGCAACGAGGACGGGACCUUCACCAUCUGCCACAAGACAGAGGUGAUGAGGAACACGCUGAACCCCGUCUGGCCGGCCUUCGCCAUCCCGGUGCGCGCCCUCUGCAACGGCGACUACGACCGGGCCAUCAAGGUGGAGGUGUACGACUGGGAUCGGGAUGGCAGCCACGACUUCAUCGGUGAGUUCACCACCAGCUACCGGGAGCUGGCGCGGGGGCAGAGCCAGUUCAACGUCUACGAGGUGGUGAACCCCCGGAAGAAGAUGAAGAAGAAGAAGUACCUGAACUCGGGGACGGUGACCCUGCUGUCAUUCGCUGUGGAGUCUGACCACACGUUCCUGGACUACAUCCGGGGCGGGACCCAAAUCAAUUUCACGGUGGCCAUUGACUUCACUGCGUCCAACGGCAACCCAUCGCAGUCCACCUCCCUGCACUACCUGAGCCCCUACCAGCUCAACGCCUACACCAUGGCGCUGAGGGCGGUGGGUGAGAUCAUCCAGGACUACGACAGCGACAAGAUGUUCCCUGCGCUCGGCUUCGGUGCCAAGAUCCCCCCCGACGGGCGCGUGUCCCACGAGUUCCCAUUGAACGGCGACGCGUCCAACCCGUCGUGCAGCGGCAUUGAGGGCAUCCUGGAGGCGUAUCACCGCAGCCUGCGCAGCGUUCAGCUCUACGGCCCCACCAACUUCGCCCCUGUGGUCAACCACGUGGCCCGCUCGGCGGCGGCCGUGCCGGAUGGGUCGCAGUACUUUGUGCUGCUCAUCAUCACCGACGGGGUCAUCUCAGACAUGGCGCAGACCAAGGAGGCCAUUGUCAACGCAGCCAAGCUCCCCAUGUCCAUCAUCAUCGUGGGGGUCGGCCAGGCUGAGUUUGACGCCAUGGUGGAGUUGGAUGGGGACGACAUCCGCAUCUCCUCCCGCGGGAAGGUGGCAGAGCGUGACAUUGUGCAGUUUGUCCCAUUCCGUGACUACACGGACCGGGGGGGCAGCCAGGUGCUGAGCAUGGCGCGCCUGGCCAAGGACGUGCUGGCUGAGAUCCCCGAGCAGUUCAUCUCCUACAUGAAGGCUCACGGCAUCAAACCACAGCCUGCGCCCCCCAGCCCCGACCCCCCCGGGCCCCCACCUCCCACCCAGCCCUGA